AUGACAACCUUGAGAAUUGUAUUGGCCUUAGCUGCGGCCAAGCAGUGGCACAUCAAGCAGUUAGAAGUUAACACCGCUUUCCUUCACGGCGAUUUGAAUGAGGAAGUAUACAUGAAACUUCCUCCUGGGCUCGAUCAUCUGGCUGUACGAUCAGAUUCAGUUUGUAAACUUCAAAAAUCUCUUUAUGGCUUGAGACAAGCAAGUCGAAAAUGGAACUUAAAGUUGACUGAAACUCUCACCACUGCGGGCUUCACCAAAUCUGAAUCAGAUCACUCUUUAUAUACGAAAAUCACUUCUCAGGGGGUUACUAUCAUUAUGGUUUAUGUUGAUGACCUGGUUUUGACUGGUGACGACUUGGAUGAAAUUGAGAGAAUCAAAAAGUUACUUGAUCUACGGUUUAAAAUUAAAGAUUUGGGUGAUUUAAAGUAUUUCUUAGGAAUGGAAGUGGCCAGAUCUUCCAAAGGAAUUCACAUCUGUCAGAGAAAAUAUGCGCUUGACAUCCUCAAAGAUUUUGGGUACUUAGAUUGCAAACCUGUUAGCACGCCUAUGGAUUACACUUGUGCUUCCAAAUUGUCACGAGAUAGUGGCACUUCUCUAGCUGAUCGCACUCCUUACCGGCAGCUCGUUGGAAGACUAUUAUACCUAACCAAUACACGGCCAGACAUUGCCUAUGCUAUGGGGCAACUUAGUCAGUUCAUUGAUUGCCCAACUGAUGAGCACAUGCGGGCAGCUUUUCGUGUGUUAAAAUACUUAAAAGGAUGCCCAUCCGUUGGUGUUUUCUUUUCAGCAGACAACGACCUCAAGCUCACUGGUUUUGCCGAUGCCGAUUGGGCAACAUGUGCAGAUACUCGAAAGUCUAUCACUGGCCACUGCUUCUAUCUUGGGAGUUCCUUAAUUAGUUGGAAGAGUAAGAAACAAAGCACCGUCGCUAGAUCCUCAUCCGAGGCAGAAUAUCGAGCCUUGGCAUUGGCUACUUGCCAAACUCAAUGGCUGUCUUUCAUCAUGCAUGACCUUGGAUUGCCCCUAACGGAGCCCAUUACUCUCGUUUGUGACAAUAGAUCCGCCAUUCACAUUGCCACUAAUUCUAUUUUUCAUGAACGCACAAAGCAUAUCGAGGUGGAUUGCCACACCGCUCGGAAUCAGCACCUUUCUGGCCUCACUCACUUGAUGCCAGUCUCCUCGUCCAAUCAGCUUGCAGAUUUUGUGACAAAAGCUUUGGCACCAGGUCCUUUUGCGAUUAACCUUUCCAAACUAGGACUUCUAAACAUUUACAGUCCUAUUUUGCGGGAGGGUGUAAGUUGA
Messenger RNA from Arachis ipaensis, 1302 nucleotides. The record is from RefSeq and is a predicted model, not a curated record. Lineage: Eukaryota; Viridiplantae; Streptophyta; Magnoliopsida; Fabales; Fabaceae.